Molecule: messenger RNA, 1827 nt
Organism: Acanthosepion pharaonis
Lineage: Eukaryota; Metazoa; Mollusca; Cephalopoda; Sepiida; Sepiidae
Source: the annotation of a GenBank genome assembly
AUGUCUUCAUAUCAUGUUCCCUUCCGUUCAUAUCUAUUUAUCUAUUAUAGUCCUUUCAUAUCUGUCUAUUUAUUAGUCUAUUCAUAUCUAUCUAUCUAUCUAUCUAUCUAUCUAUCUAUCUGUAUUGGUGAUGCAUUUAUACCCCGUGGCCGAAUAUCAAGCGUUCCGUCGAAGAUUUGGGAUGAAAUUGUAUCAGAGGUAGAAACCAGAACAAAAGAGUGGCCAAUUCCUUUUACUUGUGCUGAUCCGAGCAAGGACAGUGCUGCAGUCUUUCAUUUAAAUCGUGCCAAGGCAUUUCAACACAUCCUGCGCAGAGUCAAGAAGCAUGGCAAGCAAUAUGGAGUUACCUCCCUUGCUAAGACACACAGAAUUUUGCUCAACUGUGCUUACCUACAUUUCCAAAACAGAGUCUAUGAUCUUCAACAAGUACGUGCUCUGCUUGUGUUAUUACACAUGGUUAAUUUACUCUCUUGUAAUGGUUAUUCUGUUGUUGGCAUCAUUCCAGGCGAAGGUCAUUGGAAUGACGACAUUCUGCAGUUCCUGGAUAUAGACUCUCUCAAAAAUAUUAUUCACAAUUUUUCAAUUCCUGCUGAACCAGAUGUAACUUCUUCUUGCAUGACGAGGUUGCUACAAGCUGCAACAGAUUCUACUCAUCGUCACAGACAGCAACAUUCAGAAACAAAUAAUCAAGAUGUUCCCAAAACUGAUUCUGAAAAGCCAAACAAUUCUUUACUGCUGAAUUUACGGACUUACCUUAAUUCUAGUAGCAUAAACUCUUGUGCUGUCAAAGGUUUUGAUAAGAAUCUUAAUUUGGUUGAGGUUUGUCAGUCUGAGAAACCUACACCAAUUUUAGAACAAGUGUCAGUCUUGGAACAAUGUCUUCUUUCUUUAGAAAAGGAAGAAGCCUGCAUUGACAGUGUCAUGCACUUUAUUCCCAGCUCUCAGUUUUAUUACCAGCAACAAUUACAUCUCACUUGGAAGAUGUUGUCUCCAGUACCACAUUCUCUUCAGCAGUUUCAUAUAGAAUUUGGCCCUGUUCAAAGACGGAAAGGAAUGGACAAGAACUCCACAACUGUUGAUGCGCAAACUUAUUUAAGAAAACGACAAGAACAAAUGGAGGAGGCUGCAAAGAUGAAAUAUGGUCUGCUGGGACAAGGUGCUGAAUGGGAAAGCAUGAUGAGAGGACUCUUGAAUGCCUGUGUCAAGUUUGAACUUCUUCGUACAGUUUGCAAAAAUGUGGCUAAGGUGGAUUUACUUGACAUUAAAAUGCAACCCGAUGCCACCAUUGACAACCAAGGAGGACCAUUUGUAAUGUAUAACUGUGCGAGGCUGGCAAUGUUGUUUGAGAAUUUCCGCAAAGCAGUGAAGCAAGGUGUAUACCCAAAGCUUCCAAGUGUUUCUAAGUGUGAUAUGAGCACUCUCAAGUUAGAGGAGGAAUGGAUGCUUUUAUACAAUUACAUUGAGCCUUAUCCCUCUCUUUUACAAAGCACUGUGUCUCUCUCUUCUGACUGGAUACGAUCGGAAAUACACACGCACAAGGUUGUCAACUUUCUGGUUUCCCUCAGCCAUUGCUUCAGUUCCUAUUACAGCCGAGUCCACAUCUUAACAGAGCCUCGUCCACAUCUGUUGCCUGUGAUGUUUGCACGUCUACAUCUCAUGUCUGCUGUCUACCAAGAGCUGACUCUCUCUCUCUCUCUCUCUCUCUCUCUCUCUCUCUCUCUCUCUCUGCUUUUAUCAACUUCACUUCCGUUUGACGCUUUCUCAGGUCACCCAAUGAAUUCACCCAUUGUUGGCGUUAAUGCAGCAGACAUGGCGGCUGCCACUUGA